ACCCUAACUCAAAAGCCUAACUUUUGUUAAUUCAUCUCACCGCUUCUCUUUUCUUACAUGCUCGCCUAUAUCUGCAUCCAAAACCACACCCACCAAGCCAUGCAACCGUUCUGAAACUGAUGCUAAGCUAGUAAGCUCGGACCUUGGAGCCUCAUCAGAGCUAGCUAAUCAUGGCCGACUCGAUCCAUACGCCCCAUCAAGGCCAAACCAAAGAAGAAUACACGGACCUAAAGCCUCUCAUCGAAACAUACCACAACUUCGCACCGAUCCCCAACACAUGCACUUCCCUAAUAUCGCAACGCAUCGACGCCCCGGCUCAUGCUGUAUGGCCAUUGGUCCGAAGCUUCGAAAACCCUAAAAGAUACAAGAACUUCGUCAAGAGCUGCAACAUGACCGCCGGAGACGGCGGCGUGGGGAGCAUAAGGGAAGUCACCGUCGUCUCGGGCCUUCCAGCGUCGACGAGCACGGAGAGGCUAGAGAUUUUGGAGGAUGAGAAGAGAAUAUUGAGCUUUAGGGUUGGCGGAGAGCAUAGGUUGAGGAACUACAGGUCGGUGACGUCGGUAAAAGAGUAUCGUAAGGAAGGGAAAGCUUACACAAUUGUUUUGGAGUCUUACAUCGUGGAUAUACCAGAAGGGAACACCGGUGAAGAAACCAAAAUGUUUGCGGAUACAGUUGUGAAAUUGAAUCUGCAGAAGCUUGGAGACACAGCAAUGGCUUCUUUUCACGUACAUGAUUAACAUAU
Hibiscus syriacus is the source of this 742-nucleotide messenger RNA. Its product is annotated as abscisic acid receptor PYL2-like. The transcript has a single exon. The coding region runs from base 171 to 737 and encodes 188 amino acids. Lineage: Eukaryota; Viridiplantae; Streptophyta; Magnoliopsida; Malvales; Malvaceae. The record is from RefSeq and is a predicted model, not a curated record. Gene Ontology annotation, biological process: abscisic acid-activated signaling pathway. Gene Ontology annotation, cellular component: nucleus; cytoplasm. Gene Ontology annotation, molecular function: protein phosphatase inhibitor activity; signaling receptor activity; abscisic acid binding.